AUGGAUGGAAGUGUGGAUACACGAAGCAGCUCAAAAGCUUCGCUAUUGCAAAGUGAUAUAGGUAACAAAAUGGGGGUAACGGAUGAUAAAGUUUAUGGUGAUGUUGCAAGAUUUUUCUUUACGGACGAAAUAAACGACGAUCAAGUUGAAGCUUAUAAUACCCAAAAUAAAGGAACUUAUCCUAUGACAACUAGGGCUAGUAUGGGUUAUGAGGAAGAAGGGAAUGGGGAUAGGAUAGAGUUAGAUAGUGGGAGACAAGGAUCCCAAUGA
This is a messenger RNA of Ilex paraguariensis (yerba mate), 270 nucleotides long. Lineage: Eukaryota; Viridiplantae; Streptophyta; Magnoliopsida; Aquifoliales; Aquifoliaceae. The record is from the annotation of a GenBank genome assembly.